UUUCCAUAAUUGAAGUUUUUGAGAUAUCAAAAUCUGAACUCUGUGGUACCAAUGGCGGAACAAGUGGAGACCAACAACACCUUCAUCGCCAUUAAACAUCUCAUCAAUGGCUUCCCACUGCAAACACACUUCCAACUCAACUCCCAACCUCUGAAUCUGUGUGUGAAGCCUGCUUCUGGUGACAUCCUCCUCAAAAAUCUGUGUGUCUCCAUUGACCCAUAUCAGAUCAACCGUAUGAACAUCCACUCCUCUUCCCACAACGUUUCAUCUGCUACACCUUCUAUCGUUCCCGGACAGGCGAUUAGUGCAUAUGGUGUAGCAGAAGUAGUGGCUUCGGGCGACCCUGGAUUUGAAAAGGGGGACUUGGUUUUUGGGAUCAUACAUUGGGCACAAUACAGCCUCGUAAAAGCUGGAGAAAGCACUCUAAGAAAGUUGGAUACUUUGGGAUUUCCAUUCACAUACCAUCUCGGAGUUUUAGGGUUGAGUGGGCUCACAGCGUACGUGGGAUUGUUUGAAGUAGCGAAGAUUAAGGAAGGAGAGAAAGUGUUUGUGUCUGCAGCUUCUGGGUCUGUUGGGAAUUUAGUUGGACAGUUUGCAAAGCUCCACGGUUGCCACGUUGUCGGCUCUGCUGGUUCGGAUCACAAGGUGACAUUUCUGAAAGAGAAGCUCGGAUUUGACGAAGCGUUCAACUACAAGCAAGAAAAGGACUUGAAAUCCACCUUAGCCAAGUAUUUUCCGGAGGGGAUUGAUGUUUAUUUCGACGUGGGCGGCGAGAUGCUAGCCGCCGCCGUGGCGAACAUGAACCCGUUCGGCAGAGUGGCGGCGUGCGGCGUUAUUUCAGAGUACACAAAAUCAAAAACCGGACCACCGGCCGGCCCAGGCCCAAACAUGGUGGACAUUGUGUAUAAAAGGAUCGCAAUCCAAGGCUUUUUAGUCAUCGAUUAUUUUAAUGUUUUUCCAGAUUUCAUAUCCAAAACCGCCGGCUACCUCCGCUCCGGCGAGAUUCAGGCGGCGGAAGAUGUAUCGGUGGGUGUCCACAGCAUUCCCUCUGCUUUCGUCGGCCUCUUCCAUGGCCAUAACCUUGGGAAGAAGAUAGUCAAGCUUGCUUAA
Momordica charantia (bitter melon) is the source of this 1110-nucleotide messenger RNA. RefSeq names its product 2-alkenal reductase (NADP(+)-dependent)-like. The record is from RefSeq and is a predicted model, not a curated record. Gene Ontology annotation, molecular function: oxidoreductase activity, acting on the CH-CH group of donors, NAD or NADP as acceptor. Lineage: Eukaryota; Viridiplantae; Streptophyta; Magnoliopsida; Cucurbitales; Cucurbitaceae.